AUGGUGGGGUUCGGGGCCAACCGGCGGGCUGGCCGCCUGCCCUCCCUCGUGCUGGUGGUGCUCCUGGUAGUGAUCGCCAUCCUUGCCUUCAACUACUGGAGCAUCUCCUCCCGCCACGUCCUGCUACAGGAGGAGGUGGCCGAGCUUCAGGGCCAGGUCCAGCGCACCGAGGUGGCCCGUGGACGCCUUGAGAAGCGCAAUUCGGACCUUCUGCUCUUGGUGGACUCUCACAAGAAACAGAUUGACCAGAAGGAGGCCGACUACGGCCGCCUUAGUAGCCGGUUACAGGCCAGGGAAGGCCUGGGGAAGAGAUGCGAGGAUGACAAGGUUAAACUACAGAACAACAUAUCAUACCAGAUGGCAGACAUACAUCAUUUAAAGGAGCAACUUGCUGAGCUUCGUCAGGAAUUUCUUCGACAAGAAGACCAGCUUCAAGACUAUAGGAAGAACAAUACCUACCUUGUGAAGAGAUUAGAAUACGAGAGUUUUCAGUGUGGACAGCAGAUCAAGGAAUUAAGAGCACAGCAUGAAGAAAAUAUCAAAAAGUUGGCAGACCAGUUUUUGCAAGAACAAAAGCAGGAGACCCACAAGAUACAGUCAAAUAAUGGGAAUGAAUUGGGUGGAAAUGAUAAUGAAGUAUCUAAAGAUAUUCCAAAAGUGGCUGAGAAUGCAGCAGAUAAGAAUGAAGAGCCCUCAAGCAACCACAGUCCACGUGGGAAAGACCAAACCAAGCGAGUUGGUGAUGCUGGGAUGCCUGGAAUAGAGGAGAAUGACCUUGCAAAAGCUGAAGAUCUUCCAACUUCUUUAAAGAAGCCCCCUCUUUCAGUUUCUCAACAUGAGAAUCAUCAAACAGUCUCCCACUUUGCAACUGGACAGCCUCUCUCCCCAAAUAUGGCUCUAGAUACACACAUAAACCACAAUGGAAACCCUGGUACUUCAAAUCAAAUACCUUCCAAUUCUCAUCAGCAUUUAAAUCCAGGCCCAAACAUGGAGGAUGAACCCAGAAUUCAAACAAAUAUACUAAAGCAGGGUACCAAGGAUAGAGUUGGUGAUUUCCAUAAAUUGAAGCAAAGCCGGUUCUUUGAUGAGAAUGAAUCCCCUGUUGAUCCGCAACAUGGCUCUAAACUGGCGGAUUAUAAUGGGGAUGAUGGUAACGUAGGUGAGUAUGAGGCAGACAAGCAGGCUGAGCUGGCUUACAAUGAGGAAGAAGAUGGUGAUGGUGGAGAGGAAGACGUCCAAGAUGAUGAAGAACGAGAACUUCAAAUGGAUCCUGCAGAUUAUGGAAAGCAACAUUUCAAUGAUGUUCUUUAA
This is a messenger RNA of Elephantulus edwardii (Cape elephant shrew), 1311 nucleotides long. Its product is annotated as protein CASC4-like. The transcript has 10 exons. The coding region runs from base 1 to 1311 and encodes 436 amino acids. The record is from RefSeq and is a predicted model, not a curated record. NCBI's taxonomy places the organism in Eukaryota, Metazoa, Chordata, Mammalia, Macroscelidea, Macroscelididae.